Molecule: messenger RNA, 1698 nt
Organism: Rotaria sp. Silwood2
Lineage: Eukaryota; Metazoa; Rotifera; Eurotatoria; Philodinida; Philodinidae
Source: the annotation of a GenBank genome assembly
AUGACAUCAACAGAAAAUGUUCCAACACCAAAUAACGAUCCUGGAUCGUUUUCUUCAUUUCGUUCAACAAGUGAUCAUGAUACACCUAGUCAACAACAUCAAUUUGAUUCAACACCACCGAUACAUUCAUCUCAUCGUCAGAUUUCAAUUCAUUCUCAAAAUACAACAACACAAUCAUCAUCAUCAUCACCAACUGUUGUUCGAAAUCCUUCACCACCACUCAUUGAUAAUCUUAGUCGAGCUGAUAUGGUUGGUGAUGAAAUGUAUUCCAAAUCAUGGUUUUGUCAAGUCUUACUUAAACUAAUUCAAUAUGUUGCUCCACAACAAAUUCAUGAUGAAAUAUUUUCAACUAUUCGUCAACAAGGUGAUGAAUAUGUAUCAACCAAUUCACAUAAAAAACAAGAAUUAGAUGAAACAUUUGAAUCUGAAUUAUGUGAAUUAUGGGAUGUAAGCGUGAGUGCUGAUGUUGCACAUUUAUUAAUUGAAUUUAAUGCACUGGAUUUAUUUAAUGUUGUACUUAUUGAAUGUAAAGAUAAACGUUGUACUGAAAUUGUACUUGGAAUAUUAUCAAAUAUGGCUUGUUGUAAACGUAAUAUUGUGCAAGAUAAUCAAACAAUAAGUGUUGCUUUAUGUAUAAUACAACAUACAAAUCUUCUAUCAACAAUAUUAUCAAUAUUGACAAGUGAUGAUUAUUCAGAUUGUCCAACACUUGUACAAUUAUUUCGUUUAAUAUAUACAUUAAUUGUACGACAAGAUACACGUUCAUUAAUGUUAGAACAUAUACAAUUAACGUAUGAACCAUUAUGUUUUAUAUUGCAAUCAUGUUAUAAUAAAGAAUUACUUGAACAAUGUAGUUUUUUAUUACGUGUUUUAUUAGAUGAAUGUAAUUUAUUUGAUAAUAAUGAACAAACAGAAGUAUUUUAUUUAUUUUUAACAUCAAUAACAACAGCUAUAAGUGCAUUAAUUGAAAAUGAAACAAUAACAACAACAAAUAUAUUAGAAAAUUUAUUUAAUUGUUUACAAAUUUAUACAACACAUGAACAUUUUAUUGAUAUGUUAAAUGAACAUUGUCAAACAAUAAUGAAACUUAUUGAAAAUAUUCUUAAUCGUUUAGUACAUGAUGAUAUUGUACAAAUACGCAGUGUUUUAUUAUUAUCAUGUAUAUCAAUAUGUAAUUUUUUUCUUUAUAAACAUGGUUUAAAUAUAAUUAAUAAACAAUUAUUAGAAUAUUUUAUUAUUAUUGGACAUACAUGUUAUAAAGAUAGACAAAGACGUGAACAUCAAAAACAUAUGCAACGUAGACAAAGAUCAAGAACACAAUCUCAUUCAUCAAAUAAACGAAAAGAUGUCGAUGAUUUUGAUACAAAUGGAAAAACAGGUGAUGAUGACAGUUUAUUAAAAAGUCAAAAUUCAUUAACAAAUGUUGAUUGGGAUGAUGAAACAGAAUUUCAAUCAAUAACAAAAGUUGAUUUUGAUCGAUCAACUAGUGAAGAUUUAGCAACAACAUCAUAUACACUUGUUGACGAACUUUUUCUUGAACUUUUUUAUCGUGGUAUUAAACAAGAUUCAUCAAAAACAACUGAUAAUAAUACAUCUGUAUUUACACAAUUAAAUCAAGAUCAACGAGAAAUUUUUCGCAAAAUUAUUAAACAUUUUUGUAAUAUAGAUAAACGAUUAGAUGACAUGCUUGAUUUAUGA